AUGACCGAUCAUCAAGAAUCGGCUAUUAGCGACCCGCGCGCUAGUUUGCAAAAUCUAUCUUCGCGGCAGGAAUCCUCAUUUCAAUAUGGUGAUCCAGCAAAGCAUCAGACCAAAAACACUACGGUAUCGAAAGACGACAAAUCAGAGAAAAGUGUAGAAAUAAUCAAUUAUCAAGAUGAUGCGUACGACACAGAAGAAGCAGAUAAGAAGUUCUUGGAAUCGAAACCAACAUGUUUUCUUAUUCUCGGCAAACCAGGUGUUGGCAAAACACUUCUAGCAAGAAAAUUAGCUGAUGAUUGGCAUGCUGAAUUGAUCAAUAUUGCCGAUUUAAUCACAUCGAACAUCAAACAAAAAACUGAGCUUGGUUUGCAUGCACGUGAUUUGCUCAUACGUGGCGAAACUGUGCCCGAUCAAAUGAUCGCACGAAUGUUAGACAUCAAGAUGCGCUCACCGGAAGUUGCACAUCAUGGCUAUAUCUUGGAUGGCUUUCCACUUAUGAACGAGAAUGCCAUGAAAUUACGUGAUCAAAUGGCAGUAAUGAAAAACUGGCCAUUAACACCCGAUUAUGUGAUUAAUAUUCGUAUACCUGAUGGCGAUCUGAUCAAUAGAAGAGAAGGUGAAAAAAUCGAUCCAUUGACUGGUGCUUUGUACAUAAAAGAACAGUAUGCGCCAACACCAAUCGAAAAGCCUGAUAAACAACCAUCGGAAGAUGAUGAUGAAGAGAGUGAUGACGAUGACGACGACGAUGAUGAAGAACAAAUCGAAGAAGAAGAACAAGUAGUGGAUGAAUUUUUCACUCAGAUCGAAGCGGAUAUUGUCGAAAGAUUGGUAACUCGACCUGAAGACAUGAUGCCUGAUGUUGCUGAUAGUAUCAAAGUAUUCAAAGAUCAACUCUUACGCAUGCUCGAAGAGUAUAUGGCAAGUUUAUCGCAUUCAUAUUUAAUUGAACUCGAUGGAAAUAUGUCACCAACUAUUCUUUUUCAACAACUACUCGAACGUUUGAGUGCCUAUCCAAUUAGACGAGCAGCUGUUGUUCAACGAUUCUUCCCGCCUGAAGACGAGGAAGAAGAAGUUCAUCAUGAUGGUGACGAGAUGGGAGAAGAAGGAGAAGAAGAUGAAGACGGUGAAAAACCAGGCCGUGCUGAAGAAGCGUCACCUGCGGAUGAAAUGGAUACAGAAGAAUUGAUGCUUUCACUAGCUGGAGCAAAUGUUCUCUCGAACAGAUACAAAUGGCAACGAAGCCGUUGGUUACGUGUAGAUCCGGUCGCUCUUAAACAAGGAAAUCGUGUUCCAGGCCGUCAGGAAUUUUCCGUUCAUUUCAUGGAUAAGAUUUUCGUUCUUUCGAACAAAGAAACAUUGAAAGAAUUUCAAAAGAAUCCACGACGUUAUAUCAAUCAAGCACGACAACCGUGUAAACUUUUUCUCUAUGGUCCUCGCGUGUCUGGCAUUGAUAAAUUAGCACAAGAUCUCGCUAGAAAAUACGAUGCUACUGUUAUUGAUAUGGUUGCAUAUUGCCAACCAAAAGUCGAUGAACUCCGUCAGCAGUAUAUCGAUAAGAUUCGCGGCGAAGUUCAACAAGCGACAAUCGAGAAGUUACAACAGCAGGCUGAAAUUGAAGCCGCAGAAAGAGCAGCACGACAGCCGACACCACCCGAAGAGCCAGACGAAGAAGAAGAGGCCAACGAUGAUGCAGAACCAUCCAAUAUCGAAGAUGGUGAAACAAUUACUGAUCCAAAUGAUCUUGACCAAACAGAAAAAGCUCCAAAUGCUGAUGCCGAAGAAGAGAAUGAAUUACAACCACCAAAACAACCGUCACCUACACCUGGUGGAGUUUCACCAACACCAGCUGUUGCGUCAUCAUCACCUGUGCCAGGCACACCUUCAGCAGCAUCACCAGCGCCGGAAGAAGUACUAGAAGAGGAGCAGAUUCAAGUUGCACCCAUCACUGCUGAUCAUCCCGAAGUGAAACAAGCUGUUGAACAAGCAGUCGAAGAAGCUCGUAAUGCGUCCAUUAAUGUUCCAGCCGAUGUCGUGGCUGAAUUAAUGUCUCAAGCGAUUCAAAAGGUUGAACAAGAACAACGAGAAAAGAAUCCUAGUGGACCAUUAUACGGCAAUUGGAUUUUCGUCAAUUCGCCAUUUGACAAAGAAACGUUUACUCUUCUCCACGAAAAACAUAUUCAACCAGAUGAUGUAGUUGUUCUUCAAGACACUAAUCCUCAACUGGAGGCAUUGCAAAAACGCUGGUAUAAAGCCAAUCGCGCAGAAAUCGAUAAGGAAAUUCAUGAACGGGAGGAGCGUGAAGCAAACGAACGACGAAUCCAAGAAGAAGAACGAAAACGAAAAUUAGAAGAGAUGAAAUUACUUGCCGAACAAGAACGACAGGAACGUUUAGCAGAACGACAGCGACGAAUUGAAGCUGGUGAAGUAUUGGAUGAUGAUGAAGAAGAAGAUGAAGAUGGAACUGAUGAGAAAGAGAUGGAACAGGCCAUUCUUGAAGAUCGAAAUUACGAACCGAAAAAGGAAGAUUUCAUCGAUAAAAUUCCCGAAACAAUUUUAGAAGAGGAUGAAUCCAUGGGUAAAGAAGGCGAUAAAGACAAAGAAAGCAAUACGGAUCUUCAUCAUGGUCCACCCUCAAUAUCUGACGUACCAGUCGAUGAAGAAGUUGUACCACCCGCUGGUGUUGAACGUGAUACAUUCGUUCAACAAGCUCGUGUCGAGGUCACACGUAUUAAUGAAUUGAUGGCAACCAUAAACAAUGUUUUCAAUCUUGAACCGAUCUAUAUCGAAUUAAUGAAAGAAGAUGGCGAAAAAUUGAAGAAACGAGACGAGCUAUUGCAAGAAUCAUAUGACGCACUUGAAAAACAAUUUAAAUAUGCCGUUUUGGAAACAGACGACGGUGAAGAAGGUGCUGACGAUGAAGAAGAAGGUGAGGAAGGUGAAAAUGAAGAGGAAGAAGAGGGCGAAGAGGAAGAAGUCGAUCUGUUUAAACGCGAUCGAAAGAAGCAUUUGGGUGAUACAAGUAUCUAUGAUCCUGUUGCAUUAUUCGAGAAAAAUGUACUCGUACCUGGCAAACCCGAUUUUAUUCUUUCGUACAAUUCGAAAACAUAUCGUUUUGCUAACGACGAUAAUCGCAGCGCAUUCCUACAAACACCAUUGAAAUAUUUACCAAUUACGAAGUCACCAGCGCUACCUGCAAUUCGCAUCAGUAUCAUUGGACCGGAAGGUGCUGGUAAAACUCUACAGGCACGAGAAUUGGCAAUCAAAUACGAUGCGUUUCAUAUUAAAUUUCGCGAUCGUUUACAAGAAUUGAUCAUUGGCAAAACAAAAAUGAAAAUCGGUCCAGAAUACAGUGAAUCACGUGAUGAAGACGAUGCAGAAGAAGAAGAUGAACAAAAACCAGACAAGCCCACUGAAGAAACCGAAGAAUUAACACCUGAAGAAGAAAACAUCAAAGCUUAUUUACAAGAUGGUGAACCGUUAACGCCGGAAAUCUUAGACAAAAUUGUCAAACCGUGGUGGACUGAAGAGCCGUAUCGUUCACGUGGCAUCGUUCUCGAAGGUUUUCCAGCCGCUGAAGACGAAGUUUUCUAUAUGGUUGAAAAUCAACUGAUACCAGAUAUUGUUCUUGAGCUGGAAACCGAAAGUAAAGAUAUUGUAAAAAGAAUCUUGCCUAAACGUAUGGAACAAUGGACGAAAAAAAUGCAAGGGAAAAAGGAUAAACGUGCGAAUAAGAAAGCCAAGCGAGAUCGAGAUACGAAGAAAAAGAUCGAUGCACGACGCUUGGAAUUGAUUCAAGAACGAGAUAAACGUAUCGAAGCAGGCGAAAUCGUCGAGGAUGAUGAAAUCGAGCAAACAUUAGCUGACGAAUUUCCACCUGAUGAAGAAGAUCUCGAUGCAGGCGAAGACGAAGAAGAUGCUAAUACCGCUCGUGGUCGUCUUACUGAAGCUAUUGAACAACAGUUCAACGAUGCCAAAGAUCGAAUCGAAGGAGUUAAAAAAACAUUCCAAGAAGAGUUCGUUCCCUAUGCUGCUAUCCGUGCUUCGGACAAACCACGUUAUGUAAGGAAUCGUAUCACUAAAAAGCUCGAACGAUUUGUAACUGUACGUCAAAACUUAUUCGAACGUGUCUAUCCCAUUCGGGCUCAGUUAGCCGAAAAGCUCAUCGACGUUGGUUAUCUACAUUAUUCAAAAUUUGGAAAAUUCUGCCCCGUAUCUUUAUAUAAUGGUGACUGCUUUCCACCAGCAUUUGGUCCAGAUAAACCAGCGCGUACUGCUGUCUAUCGAAAAUAUGUGUACUUUCUUGCUAAUGACGAAGCACGAAAUGAAUUUAUCAAAAAUCCAAUUCUUUACACACAUCAACCACCACCGAAAUCACUCGUUCCAGCAAAGAUUGCUCUUGUUGGCCCACCAAAAGCUGGCAAAACCACCGUUGCUAAACGUAUCGUCGAAGAGAUCGGCUGUGUUCGCAUAUCUUUGGGCGAUGCUGUACGAUACAUACUCGAUAAACAACGACAUACGAUUCUCGGCAAAGAAUUACAUGGAUUACUACUGAAGGGUAGUGAGAUCUCGCCAGAAACUGCUAUUCGUUGUUUGGAAAUGAUGUUAAUGAAUGCGAAAUGUCAAACAAGAGGUUAUAUAUUGGACGGUUUUCCUCUAACGAAAAAACAUGUUGAAUUAAUCACAGAAAAAGGUAUUAUUCCAUAUAAAAUCUUCGAGUUGGAAUCUGAUGUUACGGAAUGUACAAUGCGAGCAAUGAAAGAUCGUAGUGAUCCAAAUCGCCCAUUUCCAUUGCCGGAUAGUCCAGAAGCAAUUGCUAAUCUAUAUGCAAUUUAUCAACAUGAAAUUGCACCUGUGCGUCAAUGGUACACGGAAGAGCAUAAAAACUGGAUGAUUGUCAAUGGUAAAAAUAACAAAUGGCUCAUUUGGGACAAAAUCGCACAAGAAACUACUAAUGUUACAAAGAAAAUUCAAAAUUAUAUUGAACGAAAAUCACUGAAUAAGGCAGCUAGUAUUGCUGAUCUUUGUAUUCUACCAAAAGAACUAUUAGAACGAUUGGGAGAAUACGAACAUUAUUGUCCUGUAUCAUUGGUAUUAUAUGAUGAAUUAGUCGAUCGUUCUGGUGAUACAAAAACCGAUUAUGCUGCAGAAUAUCGAGGAAAAUACUAUCGUAUGGCUGGACCCAAAGAACUUCAACUAUUUUUGGAUGAUCCUGAACGUUUCGCUCCACUUGAACCACACAAAUUACCACCACCACUAAGUCGUCGACCGCAUCGUCGUACUGAAGCUGAAGUGAAAGCUUUAUUAUCUAAGCCAGUGGAAUUCGGCAACUAUUGUCCAGUGACAUAUCUCAAUGGCGGCAAAAGAUAUGAAUGUCUUUCUCUUGGUCAACCCGAAUUCGCAGUGGAAUAUCGUGAAAAGCUAUAUUUUCUUUUGAAUGAAGAAGCUCGAGAAAAGUUUAUGAGACAACCAGAAAAAUACUGGAAUCUUCCGUUGCCGAAGAAACUUCCUCCGCCGAAAACGUCGAUCGAUGUACUGAAUUUACCAAGUCUUGGUUAUCUUGAACAAACAGUAGCACAAACAGUUAUUAAAAGCCUAACAGCCACGGGUAAUUUCAAACCGAAAUUUCCAUUCUUGUCAAUCAAAUCAUCUGCUCUCAUUUACCUGGCUUAUCAUCUCAAAGCACACAACACGAAGAGUUCGGAAUAUCUCCGUCGAAAAUUUCGAAGAAAAUUAUACAUUUUCGAAGAGCAAUGUGAAUUGAUCAAUUAUUUAGCGGAAAAAACGACCAUACGUUAUAAAAAGCCGGAAAAGCGUACGCCGGAAUACAAUGUCAAAUAUGAAACAUUCUUUGCCUUACAACACAACAUGCCUACACUGAAUUGGCUAACAUAA
This is a messenger RNA of Adineta ricciae, 5892 nucleotides long. Lineage: Eukaryota; Metazoa; Rotifera; Eurotatoria; Adinetida; Adinetidae. The record is from the annotation of a GenBank genome assembly.